This is a messenger RNA of Rosa rugosa (rugosa rose), 796 nucleotides long. Its product is annotated as kunitz type trypsin inhibitor 104-like. The record is from RefSeq and is a predicted model, not a curated record. The coding region runs from base 50 to 670 and encodes 206 amino acids. NCBI's taxonomy places the organism in Eukaryota, Viridiplantae, Streptophyta, Magnoliopsida, Rosales, Rosaceae. The transcript has a single exon. Gene Ontology annotation, molecular function: endopeptidase inhibitor activity.
AACAAUAUUCAUUUGCAAAACUCAACAAAUCGUAAUUUCUUAUAUCGAGAUGAAGUCCAUGAAUUUGAUCGGAAGCUUGAGCUGUUGCAUGUGGCUAGUGAUGGCCAUGGCAACCGCAGCCCAAGAUAGCGCUCCAGUGCUCGACACCUCUGGGCAGGCUCUUCAAUCCGGUGUAGACUACUACAUCAAACCCGCCAUCACCGACAACGGCGGCCGUUUCACUUUGAUCAACCGAAAUGACUCCUGUCCUUUGUAUGUUGGUCAAGAAAACACCUCAGGCCCCAAGGGCUACCCGGUGACCUUUGCACCUUUCGCAGAGGGUGAGACGGUGGUAAGAGUGGGUAGGGAUCAGAAGAUCACAUUCUCUGCAUCCACAAUCUGUGUGCAAUCGACUGCAUGGAAGGUGGGUGAGACUCAGUCCGAGACCCAAAGGAGAUUGAUUGUCACCGGAAUUGAUCAAAACGAAGGCCUACCAGGUCCGGCCGGAAACUACUUCAGGAUUAAUAAACAGGCAGAUCAUGAUGGCGUCUACAACCUGCAGUGGUGCCCUACAGAAGUGUGCCCGACAUGCAGGUUCAUUUGCGGAGAUGUGGGUGCUUUGGUUGAGAAUGACAAGAGGCUGUUGGCCUUGGAUGGUUCUGUGCUUCCUGUUGUCUUCGAGAAGGCUUAAGUAUCCAUUCCAAAGUUUAUUAUGAAUAACCGGUCCAGCUGAACUAGCUUGGUACGUAGACUCAUGAUGAUGAGUAUGUUGCAUAUAAAUUUGUUAAUUAUAAAUAACUUACUGGUGCAACUAAAA